Molecule: messenger RNA, 1046 nt
Organism: Baudoinia panamericana UAMH 10762
Lineage: Eukaryota; Fungi; Ascomycota; Dothideomycetes; Mycosphaerellales; Teratosphaeriaceae
Exons: 1
Coding region: 466-768 (100 amino acids)
Source: RefSeq, a predicted model, not a curated record
CGGGGAUAGAUGAUGAUUGAUUGAAUGACUAACCUAUCAAUGCUCUAACACAUUGCUAUUCAUAUCUGGGAUUCCCUAUCGACGCAAGUUUCACCUUUGAAGCUUUGCUCCUGUCAACUAUGAGAGGGUACCCACAGGUGCAGCGUUGUAUUGCUGUGCAGUGAUGAUGAUUGUACAACAAGCAUGACAGUUGCCACCAUGCGUCAGAAGGAUCAACAACCGAAGAAGGCAAGCACGCUCGACAAUUAAGCCAGUGAUUGAAGGCGCGUCGUACUAGACUUUUACAUCCGUGUCAGCUGCAGCCGGCGUGGUAGGUGUCCCAACGCCAGCGAACAUCUUUCGCCGUUGGAGAGGAACCUGCAGACUUGCAUGCCGUACCCUUGACACAGCACCUGGUUCUGCGGCAUUGCUGAUAAGCGGUUGUUGAGGUGCAGUCACUCCAUUGUGCCAGCUGUGUGUACUCGUAUGAUCGCACCAGCUGUGCCAGAUAGCACAUCAACGUUCGGCGCAGUGUUGCCGUCUCGUUGGCACAACUCGGAAUCGCACCCAUGUCAUGGCGUGAAGUGCUGCACAACAUGCAUGAUCAUGCAAGCCAAGCUAUGCUAUGCGCCUAGUCAGCAAGCAUGUGAUCAUACUCCCUCGCGCCAUGGCAUGGUUGGAGUGCGCCAAUUUACAGCCAAGCUUGCCAGCUCUUACACAAGUGGGCCACGCAAAGAGUAUCCUUACUCGUCGUUGGUCUCUCCAGACUGCGGAUGCUGGGGUUCGUAACGUGCAUACAGACGCACCAAUUACGUGGUCGCCUGUAGCGUUGGGGACCGCAUAUGCUGGUGGAGGAAGAGUGGAGCCAGUGAGGUGAACUGCGGUGGAGUAUGUCCACAGCGAACAGGUAGUAUGCUGUUGGAGGGCGAGAGGAAGUCAGUCUCGCAGCACACCUCAGGCAUACGUCUGCCAUGCGUUGUCAAUACACGCAUCUGAUAAUGAAAAGGUUAAGAAACUUGGGAUGAGAGCACGUUUAUGUCAGCUUUGCCUUUCGGAGCAAUGAUACC